UCAUUUGUCGUCUUUUAAAUUUAUGUCAGAAAACAAGUUGAUUACAAAAGGAAGACUUUCCUAUUUUGAAUUGUUUGACUACAAUAAGUGGUCUUUAGAUCAUUUUGAUUCCUGCGUGCGUAACAACUUUGGUCAUAUGAAAGACAACGCAAAUAUAUUUUAUAAAAUCCUUCAUAUUGUUAAAAAUGAUGCAAGCACUUCACAAAAAGUAAGAAAAACCGUUAAUGCUUUGAUGAUAAUGAAACAUAAAACAAA
This is a messenger RNA of Dentiscutata erythropus, 255 nucleotides long. Lineage: Eukaryota; Fungi; Glomeromycota; Glomeromycetes; Diversisporales; Gigasporaceae. The record is from the annotation of a GenBank genome assembly.